Neoarthrinium moseri is the source of this 1341-nucleotide messenger RNA. RefSeq lists its product as uncharacterized. The transcript has a single exon. Lineage: Eukaryota; Fungi; Ascomycota; Sordariomycetes; Amphisphaeriales; Apiosporaceae. The coding region runs from base 1 to 1341 and encodes 446 amino acids. The record is from RefSeq and is a predicted model, not a curated record.
AUGCCAUCUCCGAACGAAGCCAGCGGGCAGAACUGGCAGAACGGCAACAUGACUUCGGGAGUGAACAACACCGCGGCGACUGCGAGGUCGGGCCCUUUGCCCCAGCGGCAACGAAACGAUGGUCAGUCUAGCCAGCAGGACAACGAAGAUGUCAGGCUCACGCCAGUAGAAUCAUGGGUCGAGGUAUCGUCGCACCCAUCAUCAUCGUCCGUCUCGUCCAUCGGCGACGACAUCGUCACCACCGGUUUGCGAGUCGGCUCGUCCGCUUACGCCCGAAGGCGCCGCUUACACCCACAAUCGUAUAACCACCUGCUGGCCCAACAGCAACAGCAGCAACUUGCUGCCCACGCAGCUGCGGGCGCAAGCAGUCAGGAGGAGUACGAUGAAAGCGAGACCGACUCUGAUCACGUCUUGACCUCGUCAACCGAGAACAUCACAUCGGUGCCCGGGCUGAGCCCAACGCCUCUGCGCAACGUCCAUCCAGCACAGGACGACACGAGCGAUGAGGAGGAUGACGAUGAUGAGAAUGCGACAGCGCUGGGCUCGCGCAGGCCUUCAGAGUCUUUUCGCCCUCAGCCAAACGCAUUCUCCCACCCCCCAUCCCACCUUCAGCACCGCCAUUCCACCAGCUCUAGCAUUCCCCAGCACCACCCCCGCCCGUCAUUCGGUCGCGGUAGCAGCACCCGCGUGGACCGUCGCGCCCCCAGUUUCAUGACCCCCAACUAUCAAGCGGAUAACGACGAAGCCCUGCGUGCCAGCCUGACCACCUUGCUCAGCUGUGCUGCGGCAGCAAGAGGCAGAAAUAAGGAUGGAGAGAAGCAGCUCGGGGAACGGACAAGUCCGAGCGGCGGUCAACCCAUGAACCUGCGCCUCGUACCAGAGAGCGAGCUCCUGGAGACUGCACCGAGGCCCACCGCCCAGGGCCGGGUCUUGAGGGCCGACCCUACUCCAUCGCCGCCUGCCCCGUCGCGCAGUACUGGACCAACAACCGAGAAGGCCAAGCGGCCCGCGACGCCCCCACCCACCAAGUCUCCGAGGGCGGCAAAGAAGAAGAGAACAUCAUCAGCCUCCGGAGUUGAUGAGGCGCUCAUUAGUCCCACGUUGCUAACGUGGGUCGUCAGCGCCGGCGUGGUGGUGCUGGUGAGCGUAGUCGGGUUUGGCGCAGGCUAUGUGAUCGGUCGAGAAGUCGGUCGACAAGAGGCCCUGGGUGGCCUGGGUGCUGCCAACACGAGCUCCCUGGCGGACGGGGGCAGCUGCGGCCGCGAAGCUAUCAGGAGCAGCGGAGGUACACUCAGGCGCUUCCGAUGGGGGAGUGGCAUGGGGAAGACCGUUACGGCGUAA